Stegastes partitus (bicolor damselfish) is the source of this 3227-nucleotide messenger RNA. Its product is annotated as hyaluronan-binding protein 2-like. Gene Ontology annotation, biological process: proteolysis. The record is from RefSeq and is a predicted model, not a curated record. Gene Ontology annotation, molecular function: calcium ion binding; serine-type endopeptidase activity. The transcript is spliced from 19 exons. NCBI's taxonomy places the organism in Eukaryota, Metazoa, Chordata, Actinopteri, Pomacentridae. The coding region runs from base 1 to 2607 and encodes 868 amino acids.
AUGGUUAACCAGUGGGUGGAGGCUUAUGAGUACUACUAUGAUUACGUCACCGAAAGCCCAGCAGAGGAUUUUAAUUUUGAUCUAGAUGACUGGUUGUAUGAACUUCUGGAUGUUACAGAUGAGUGUGAUCCAAACCCGUGUUUGAAUGGAGGAACAUGUGACCAUUCUGCUGACGGGAGCUUCAGGUGUUCGUGUCCUGAACCUUACAUGGGAAAAAAGUGUCAGACAGUGAAAGACGUCUGUAAGAAUGUGAAGUGUGGCCACGGGAGCUGCGUGGUCACGUCCACCGCCCCGUUCUACGAGUGCAAGUGCAGGCCUCCGUACAAACCACCCAACUGCAAGAAAGCUUCCCCCUGCAGGCCAAACCCCUGUCAGAACGGAGGAUCAUGCAUGAGGGGCCCCAAGCGCUCCACCUUCCAGUGCUCCUGCCCUGAUGGCUACAGCGGGAAAUUCUGUGAAGUUGGGAGUAAUGAGUGUUACCAAGGUGACGGAGAGUCCUACCGCGGCAUGGUGAGUGUAACAGUCGAAGGGGAGGAGUGUCUGGACUGGAACUCCUAUUUCAUCGUGCAGAGGGGCGGAGAUCCCUUCAAAGAGUAUGAAGGCUUCGAUGGAAUUGGACCUCAUAAUUACUGCAGGAACCCUGAUGGAGAUGAUCAGCCCUGGUGCUUCAUUAACAAAAAUGGCAAACUGAAGUGGAACUACUGUAACAUCAGAAAGUGUUCUGGAGCUCCAGCGACAUCACCAACCGUCCAUGUAACAGAUCCAACUCCAGUCUCGCCAAACGCUGCCGCUGCCCAGUUCUCCCAGUGUGGGAGGCCACAGCCCGGCCGGUCAGCCAGGAUCUUCGGAGGGAAGAAGUCUCUUCCCGGGGCUCAUCCUUGGCAGGUCUCCCUGCAGACCAGAACAAAAGGCUCCUCGGGGCCCUUCAGCCACAUCUGUGGAGGCAUCCUCCUCCAGUCCUGCUGGGUCCUCACUGCUGCCCACUGCAUUAAAAAGGACAUGGAAAUGCAGGUGGUGCUGGGAGGAGUGGACAUAGAGAAAGACGAAUUGUAUGAUCAGGUCAUUCCUGUGGAGAAGGCCGUCGUGCAUGAGGAGUACAAGGAGAGCCCGUUUGCUCUUCAUAACGACAUCGCUAUGCUUCAGCUGAAAGUCAUGGACAGACCAUACUGUGCCAAAGAAACCCGCUUUGUAAAGACGGCCUGCCUGCCUAACCAGCCGUUCAGCAGUGGGACCGAGUGUGUGAUCUCAGGAUGGGGAGUGACUGAAACACUGAGAAAUGUUUGCAAGAAUGUCAAAUGUGGUUUUGGUCAAUGCAUCACCAACUUCAAGAAACCACCAUUUUACGAGUGCAAGUGCAAUCCUCCAUACCAGGGCCCAGACUGCAGGACAUUGCCAACAUCUGUCUGUGAUCCCAACCCAUGCAAGAACGGAGGCUCCUGCAUAAAAACGAAGCGCCGUUUCCGCUGUGCUUGUCCAGAUGGCUACAUGGGGAAGUUCUGUACAAUUGCUUCUGAUGACUGUUAUGUGGGAAAUGGAGAGUCAUACAGGGGUGAUGUCAGUUUGACAGAAGACAGGGAGGAGUGUCUGGACUGGAAUUCUAAUUUCAUUGUAAUAAAUGGGGAGGAUCCUUUCGUCACGUACUCAGACUUCGCUGGCCUGGAUUCAAACACACAAAACCACUGCAGAAACCCAGAUGGUGACGACAAACCUUGGUGCUUUAUUAAAAAGCAAGGACAACUGGACUGGAACUACUGCAAAGUCAAGAAAUGCUCUGAAGACCCAGCCCCACCAGUUACACAAGUUAUACCAGUUGUACCAGUUGUACCAGAUUCUUCCCAGUUCUCCCAGUGCGGAAAAUCACAGCCUUCUCGCACAAGCAGGAUAUUUGGGGGAAUCAAGUCUUCCCCAGGUGCCUACCCCUGGCAGGUGUCGGUUCAGGCAAGACCUCGAGGAUCUUCUUUUGGGUUUAGCCACUUGUGUGGUGGUAUUCUCCUCAAAUCCUGCUGGGUUCUCACUGCUGCCCACUGCAUAGAAGGAAAUUAUGACUGGCAAGUGGUGAUGGGAGGAGUGAACAUAGACAAGAAGGAGGAAAUGGACCAGACCAUCCCAGUGAUAGAAACGAUUGUUCAUGAGCGCUACAGGGAAGGACAGGCGUUAUACAACGACGUUGCUCUGCUUAAACUCCAAGCUACGGACAGUCCUUACUGUGCCAAAGAAACUCGCUUUGUGAAGACGGCGUGUCUACCAAGCCAGCCCUUCCCAGCUGGAAAGGAGUGUGUGAUCUCCGGAUGGGGAAAAACUGAAAACCGGACGUACAGCAGCCACCUGUUGAACGCUCGUGUUUUGCUGAUCUCUAAUGAGCGAUGCCAAAGUCCUCAGGUGUAUGGAAGCCUGCUGGACAACAGCAUGUUGUGUGCAGGGAUCCUACAGGGGGGCAUAGACUCCUGCCAGGGUGAUUCAGGGGGUCCGCUGGUGUGUGAAAAUGACGGCACGUAUUACGUGACCGGUGUGGUGAGCUGGGGUCACGGCUGCGCUCAGAGGAACAAGCCUGGUGUCUACGCCAACGUCCACACAUUCCUCAACUGGAUCAACAGCAAGAUCAACUAACUGAAGUGAAGGAGUUGACUGAACUACACUUUAUUUGUUGUCACUCUGCAUAUGCGAAUCGUUCUUAUUGUGUGAAGAGAAAGAAAUGACUGCUUAUUUUGCCCUUUGAAAAAACAGUUUAUUUCAUCAGCGACAAAACCAAGCAUUUACUCCCAGUCCAGCUUUGAGUUAACAGAGGAACUGUGACACACUCACAAAGCUGAACCUGCCAGACAACAGUCAUUUCAGUAGGUCUAUACCUGUCUCUCACUGAGCCUAGCUCAAAGUGCACUAGAUUAUCAGACCUGUCUUGCAUGACUGCAACAAGGCUGCUUGUUCAUUUGGACUCGCAGCAUGUCAUAUUUACUAAAGAUAAAAAACAAACAAUGUAAAAAUCCUUUGCACUUUGCAUCGCUGGCCACAUAAAUCCCUGGUCCAGCUCCGUACUUUCUGAACGCACUCGAUAUACAAAAGCAGAUUGUUUCAUGUCAGCAUUUCGUUCAGUUUUACUUUAAUCCUGCGACAGCCUUAAUUCAGUUUUGCUAAUCUCAAUGCUUUUGCUUUAACUGGUGUUGAUAAUGGUCCUUCAGGGGCAUUUUAACCCACUCAGAAGUUGAAAUAAAAUGUCAAGAAAUACCUUG